This is a messenger RNA of Penicillium canescens, 726 nucleotides long. RefSeq lists its product as uncharacterized. NCBI's taxonomy places the organism in Eukaryota, Fungi, Ascomycota, Eurotiomycetes, Eurotiales, Aspergillaceae. The record is from RefSeq and is a predicted model, not a curated record. Gene Ontology annotation, molecular function: protein binding. Bases 1 to 726 code for a protein of 241 amino acids. The transcript has a single exon.
AUGCUCUUCCGAGAUGCCGAAACUUUACGUGAAAUUUUGCUAUUCAUUUGGAAAAGGCUACAUUCAGAGCGGACAGCAGGAAUUUCGACCCAGCCGAGCCCGUUAGAACUUCACGACAUAUCGAAGGACGCGACGCCCGACCUUGCCAAUAGCCUUUUCGCUCGAGGUAUCAAUAUUGGUGAUGCCGCUGGACCUCGCGGAGAGUCGGCAUGGCACACAGCGGUCGAGCACCAACAAAAUCCGGACAUCAUGUUCACUUGGCUUUUGAAGCAUUCCGGAGUACCUUCUUUCGACUCGGCCCAAUUUGGAUGCACUCCACUCAUGCACGCCGUCAACCUCGACCGAAUAGAUGCUGUAUUGUGGCUGGCACAGCAUAGCCCCUUGGAAACACAAUUCAGCGCCGCAGAAUGCGCAGCGAAACGCCACACAAAGCAAAGUGUCGCCAUUCUCGAGAUCAUCAUGGCGAACCUGCCCCCAUUCCAGAAAAGCGUGGAUUCUUCGACUAAGCGGCUAAUACAUGCAGUCAAAGACGGGCUGUUUGCUGAAAAGCGAAGGCUCGAUAUCAAGAAACUGCGACAUGCCAAAGUCAAGCUUUCCAAUGCCCUUGAACACGAGAAGAAUGUCCGAGACGCGGAACAUAAUGCUUUCACAAAAAUGCGCUUCGUCGCUUCAUAUAUGGGGAUUUGGAUUCCGUUAGGAAAUGAGCAUUUGCGGCCUGCGAGUUAA